Molecule: messenger RNA, 1146 nt
Organism: Plasmopara halstedii
Lineage: Eukaryota; Oomycota; Peronosporomycetes; Peronosporales; Peronosporaceae
Exons: 1
Coding region: 1-1146 (381 amino acids)
Source: RefSeq, a predicted model, not a curated record
AUGGAGGCUCCGAAGACGACGCGGCGCGUGGCUUCUUCGUCCCGCACAGACUCAAUUUCUAGUGCGCGUAUGCUAGAAGCGCAGCAGAAAUUUCAAAGUGUGGUAAAGCAGGAGCUGCAGCUGCUUCUAGUAAGCGGCACGAAGCGUGAGGAAGCUGUAAAGCUGCUUUUGCGACGUAUCGUAGCCAGCACGGAGCCACCCGACGCUGUAGCUGUUCGUAGCGUCAUGCGUCAGUUUCAAAUGAAUCAUGACGAUGCUGUACGCGCACUUAUUGUGAAGCAAGAAUUGGGACGACUUAAACGUCAGGGACUUGAUUCGUUCGCAGCUAUCGAAGAGCUAACGCGAAAGAUGAAAAGUCACGAGAUAGAAGAAGCUGGCAAUGAGGAUAAAUGUGAGAAAGUACUUAAUGCCAAAACGAUAGAAACAAUGGAAAAGAAGACCAUAUUGACAGCACGCGAAGCCAUGCACGCACCUGAGAUUUGUUCGUUGACAGAGGAAACGGACAGUAGUGAGACGUCCAUGUCACUCAUUCAACGUAUUGGUCAAGUAUCGAUAUCGUCCAAUAGUACGCCUUUGAAACGUGAGAUUUGUGAUGAAGGACAGGACUUUGAUGAAGUCACACAUGGAGAAGAGAACGACGACAGCAACCAGAUAUUAGACAAUUCGGACAGCAAUCAGACACUGUACAAGUCCCCAUCGCAGGUUAAAAGUUCCAACAACACGAAUUUUGCUGAUCAUACGCCACAGUCGCGUAAACGACGUGCUUUUGGAAGUGAUAUCGAAGCCGUUUCGAACAACAGUACACGAUGCGUAAAGCCUUUGUUCUCGAGUUUGAAAAAACAAAAGUUGUGUGCAAAAGUCGGCGAUGAAUAUUUUGAGGUUGUCCAUAGUAAGCCCAAUCAAAAGCCGUUUGAUUUAUUCAAAAAUACAGCAGCAGGUCCGUCCGAGGCAUCGCUAAGUGGUGGCAGGGAAGGUGGCCGUUCGCGUGGAGAUCACAUGGUAAAGGGCCUUCACAAGCGGCAACGUGUGAGCUCACCCGGCAUACAGGACAAAGAAGAAUUUCCUGUCGCAGAAGAACUUUGUGCUCAUCAUCGACAUCAGGGGCAUCACCUCAGUAAGCGCCGCAAAAGCAGUAACACAUGUUAG